AUGACCGGCCCAAAGGCUUACCUCGUCUACUCCAGCAGUGUGGCAGCUGGCGCCCAGAGUGGUAUUGAAGAAUGUAAAUACCAGUUUGCUUGGGACCGCUGGAACUGCCCCGAGAGAGCUCUGCAGCUGUCCAGCCAUGGCGGACUCCGCAGUGCUAACCGGGAGACAGCGUUUGUACACGCCAUCAGCUCUGCUGGAGUCAUGUACACCCUGACGAGAAACUGCAGCCUUGGAGACUUUGACAACUGUGGCUGUGAUGACUCCCGAAAUGGACAACUGGGAGGCCAAGGCUGGCUCUGGGGAGGCUGCAGUGACAACGUGGGCUUCGGAGAAGCAAUUUCCAAGCAGUUUGUGGAUGCCCUGGAGACAGGACAGGAUGCCCGGGCAGCCAUGAAUCUGCACAACAAUGAGGCUGGCCGUAAGGCGGUCAAGGGCACCAUGAAACGCACGUGCAAGUGCCACGGCGUGUCUGGCAGCUGCACCACGCAGACGUGCUGGUUGCAGCUGCCGGAGUUCCGGGAGGUGGGCGCGCACCUGAAGGAGAAGUAUCACGCGGCGCUCAAGGUGGACCUGCUCCAGGGCGCGGGCAACAGCGCGGCGGGCCGUGGCGCCAUCGCCGACACCUUCCGGUCCAUCUCCACGCGCGAGCUGGUGCACCUAGAGGACUCCCCCGACUACUGCCUGGAGAACAAGACCCUGGGGCUGCAAGGCACCGAGGGCCGAGAGUGUCUGCGGCGCGGACGCGCCCUGGGCCGCUGGGAGCGGCGCAGCUGCCGCCGACUGUGCGGGGACUGCGGGCUGGCGGUGGAGGAGCGCCGCACCGAGACGGUGUCCAGCUGCAACUGCAAGUUUCACUGGUGCUGCGCGGUCCGCUGCGAGCAGUGCCGCCGGCGGGUCACCAAGUACUUCUGCAGCCGUGCCGAGAGGCCGCCGAGAGGCGCUGCGCACAAACCUGGGAAGAAACCCUAAGGGUCUCCUCCUGCCUCCUUCCCUGUUCGUCCCCGGAAAUAGAGGGACCCAGAUUGGGGACCUCGCACUCCCUAGCCCAGCGAUCCUGACAGGCAGAGGCCGCGGUCUCCAUCGAGUGCCACUUCUAAACUGUUUCCCGGAUUCCUCUGCAUGGUCUUCGUAGCUCACUCUUAGGUCUCAAAACUGUUCUAAAAUUCUGCACAGUUCCUGAGAGAAGGACGAAAACAGGCGAUUCUCCUCAUCUCACCCUACCCUACCCCGGACCCGAGCUGUUUUAAUACUGGACCUAGUUUACCGGGCCGGGCUGAGGAAAGAACCCUCUCAGAUACGCAGAGUCCAGGUAAAGACAUGGCCCUUCUGCCCACCUCAGCUGCACCUCCCUCCCAGGAACCAGAGCCUCUAGGGCCUACAGUCUAGACGUAGAUCCCGAGGUUGACGCCUCAGGAAUCUAACACUUUGUCUUCCCAUUUCUCUA
This is a messenger RNA of Myodes glareolus (Bank vole), 1444 nucleotides long. RefSeq names its product Wnt family member 8B (gene Wnt8b). Lineage: Eukaryota; Metazoa; Chordata; Mammalia; Rodentia; Cricetidae. Gene Ontology annotation, biological process: cell fate commitment; canonical Wnt signaling pathway; neuron differentiation. Gene Ontology annotation, molecular function: cytokine activity; frizzled binding. Gene Ontology annotation, cellular component: extracellular region. The record is from RefSeq and is a predicted model, not a curated record.